AUGAAGGAACCGGAUGCGGAUGGGAGUGUCCCCAUCGAUAGGCCCCAGGAGAUGUCGAUGGCAACACGGGAAGUGCAAACGCAGCAGACGGAGAUAGCGGCCUCGAUCGUUCGUUCCAGCCUGGCGGAGAUUGAAACCCAAGCGUCCGCUAUGUUGAAUCACCUCGAGUACGUAAGGGGUGGGCAAAAGCAAUUCCAACCGCAACAGCAACCGAGCAGGGAUUCAUCCGACGAAUCGCCGACAGCGUCGUACGGACUUAACCCAACGAAGAAACCACACACUGAGGUGCUUGCGUCGCUGGAACAGCUACUGACGGGUUUGCUCGCCGAAGAGGAUGGUAGUGCGGAGCAGCAAGAGUUUGUGUUGCCCCCGCUGGAUGAAGCAUCGCAUUUAGCGAUACUGCAACACUCGACUGCCGCCUAUCUAAGUGCUCUCGAACGUCAUCAGCUGGCACGGGUAGUGUCCCGACUUGCGACCGACACGGUCAGAUGGCUCGGUGGAUUAUUUAAAUUUACCGAAUGCCACGCCAACUACUGUCGGGACGAUGCCGAAUGCACACUGCAAGCGAUCCGGCUUGCGCUCGUCCACCAGCAGGGGGAAGCACGUGCUGAAGCGCGACCACCACCGUCCGCCCACACUAUCUAUCUGGCCGAGCUGAGCCAGCUCUUCACUGUGCAGCAUGCGUGCCGGUACCUCGGACUGCCCCUAUCCUGCAUUCGUGUCGUACCGUGCCAGCGAGCGGAAGACGCACAGGAUGGAUGCGGCGGGCGGAUGGAUUUGCAACAGCUUAACAACAUGCUCACAAUGGAUGAGGCCGCCGGACGGCAACCACUGCUGCUGCUCGCUACCAUCGGUAAUCCGCUCACUGGUGUGUCGGACGAUUUGCUAUCGCUCAGCUCUAUCUGUACCUCACAGCGCAUAUGGCUACACUGCCAAGGUCUCGGGCUGGCUGGGCUUGCCGUCACUGCUACGUGGCUAGACAAGUCUAAACGGUUGCCCAACUCAAUGACGCUCAGCCUAAACAGUUGGCUCGGUUUGACCGGUGUUCCAUCCGUGCUGGUGCACAAAGCACGCACUUCCACCGCCAAACCGAGUACCGUCUUCGACAGUGAUCCGAUCCUAUCCAACCGUGUGUCCUGCUUGAGUGUUUGGUCCGUCCUGCAGGCCCUCGGUGCGGACGUCGUGAUAGAACGGAUCUUCUUCGCUUUCGAAUCCUGUCAGGCACUCGGCAAGAUACUGCUCCAAUUCGAAGGCAUCAACGUACUGAGCAAGGUGGCGGUUCACGAUUCCAGUGAACAAUAUCGUCAUGAUCUUGAAAGUUCUGCUAACUACGACAUUCUGUUCGAUCAAAGCAUACCGGUGCUACUGUUCCAGUUUGAUGGUCACACGGAUAGGCGUAACCGGACGGAACCGGAAUCGGAACAGACAGCAACGAAAGAAGCAGAUGCAGAACCGAAACCCGACACGCAAAACGUGGAGAAAACCGUAUCCAACGCCCAGUACUACGAUCGCCUUAACAGUUGGCUGGGGCAGAUCCUGUUGCGUGACUGUGGCCAGCUAAGCCUGGAGAUGAUCGAACAUGAGCAGCACGGUAUCUGCAUCCGGUACUGUCCGUUUGUGCCCGGGUACAGCGAGCAGGUGCCACGGCUAACGUCCGACAUGCUGGCCACGUUUGCCGGGUGCAUCGAAACGCAGAUCGAAAUACUGCACUCGACCAUCCGGCACCGGGCAAGGUUCCAGCGACUGGUCGCUGAGAGUGGUGUAUUGCGGCUGAUCGAGCUGCAUGAUUGGGCCGGUCUCGGCGGUGUGUAUUACGUGCCCGAAGGCUGGGAAACGCUGCUCACCGACCAGGCAAAGGGCGAGCUGAACAAGCUCAACACGGCGCUGGUCGAAGCGCUGCAGGCAACCGAUAGUGCAUUUUCCCACGCCGAAAGUAGCGAUGGGUUGAUCUGUGUUAGAUUCGGUAUGGUAACGAGCGAGACGGAUGUGGAGGAACUGCUGGAGCUAGUGGUCCACACGGCGCGCGUGGUACAGGAAAAUUCCAAAAUCCUCGACACGAUGUCUGAAAUACUGAAGAAAGGCAUCGAGGCGGCCACGAUCGAUCUGCAACGGGAGGCAGAGGAAAAGCUUUGGCAGGAGGGUAUACUGCGUCAGGUGCCGCUUGUUGGGCGGGUCGUGAAUUGGUGGUCACCCCCAGCGAAGGAAACCGGCAUGAAGGGUCGCAGCCUUAAUCUUACGCAAGGUGUCGUCGAAAGUACGGAAAACAUUUACAAGUAUCACAUGCAGAUGACGCCGAAAACGUCCCAUCAGCUACCAGGCAAUAAGGGCCCACCGGCUCCGCUCGUACAGAAAGCAAUCAAUGCUGAUCCGGACGAACGUUCGGUGCAACAUUCGCGCAAUGCCAGUUCGAGCAGUGAAUUAUCUGGUACCGGGUCAGCUGGCCGUACCACCAUUCCUGUGCUGGCGAAAACACCCCACUCGCCCACACAGCAGUCACACUCGUCUCCUCCACCAGCAACGAAACCUUUAACGCCGCCGAAUGGGAACACGGCCGUUGCAGAGCCACAGCUUACAUCCACACCGAACGAUGGUGCUACAAACGAACCGUAA
Molecule: messenger RNA, 2610 nt
Organism: Anopheles marshallii
Lineage: Eukaryota; Metazoa; Arthropoda; Insecta; Diptera; Culicidae
Product: pyridoxal-dependent decarboxylase domain-containing protein 1
Exons: 7
Coding region: 1-2610 (869 amino acids)
Cellular component (GO): intracellular membrane-bounded organelle
Source: RefSeq, a predicted model, not a curated record